AUGCCGGUACGAUAUCGUCGAAAGCGUAUUUUGAUUAUAUCUAUUGUAUCAAUUAUUAUUAUUAUUUAUUUAACUAAAAACCGUUCAGAAAAUCAGACUGAUGGUGGACAUGAUGAUUCAUCUAAUAUAGAAAUAAAACGAAAGGCAAAACGAUUUGUUGAUAAAAUAAUUCAUAGAACUACUACGGUGACAUCAACUACCCAACUUCAAUCCCGAACAGUACGCGAAGAAAUUAUUGAAAUUGAUGGAAAAAAAUUAAGAAAGAUUGAUUGGCAUGAUUAUGAAUUGAUUGAUCGUGAAAAUGCUCGGCAAGGAUUAGGUGAAAGAGGUACAGGAGUUGAACCAAGCGCACAAGAACGUAAUAGUCCACAAUUUAAACAACUUUAUGGAGAAAAUGGUUUUAAUGCUUUUAUUUCGAAUAAUAUUUCACUUGAUCGUUCAGUUAAAGAUAUUCGUCAUCCUGACUGUAAAAACAAAUUGUAUCUAGCUGAAUUAUCUACUGUUAGUAUUAUUCUUCCUGUUCAUGAUGAACAUUUAACUACAUUACUUCGAUCAAUACAUAGUAUAUUAAAUCGAACACCGGCGAAACUUUUGCAAGAAAUCAUUAUUGUAGAUGAUGCAAGUGGAAAAGAGGAAUUGAAAGCAGCACUUGAUGCUCAUAUUGCUAAUCUAACGAAGACACGUAUUAUUCGUCUUCGUAGACGUGAAGGUCUUAUUCGUACAAGAUUAGCAGGUGCACGUGAAGCAAAGGGUGAAAUACUCAUUUUCUUUGAUUCACAUAUCGAAGUUAAUAUCAAUUGGCUACCACCAUUAAUCGAACCGAUUGCAUUAAAUUAUAAAACAAGUGUUUGCCCAUUUAUAGACAUUAUUAAAUGGGAAAAUUUUGCUUAUACAGCUCAAGAUGAAGGUGCUCGUGGUGCUUUCGAUUGGAAUAUGUUUUAUAAACGAUUACCUUUGUUACCUGAGCAGGCACAAAAUCCAACAGAACCAUUCGACGAUCCAGUCAUGGCUGGUGGUCUUUUUGCAAUCAGUAAAAAAUGGUUUUGGGAAUUAGAUGGUUAUGAUGAAGGUCUCGAUGUAUGGGGUGGUGAGCAAUAUGAAAUGUCAUUUAAAAUUUGGCAAUGUGGUGGACGGCUUAUUGAUGCACCAUGUUCAAGAGUUGGUCAUAUUUAUCGGCAAUUUAAUCCACAUGGUGGUUUUUCAUUUGGUGAUUAUUUAUCAAGAAAUCAUAAACGAGUAGCAAUGGUUUGGAUGGAUGAAUAUGCUGAAUAUGUUUACCAACGAAAUGGACAUAUGAGAAAUGUAAACCCAGGUAGUGUCAAAAAACAACUUGAACUACGUAAAAAACUGAACUGUAAACCAUUUAAAUGGUAUAAAUGUUAUAUUUUUUCUUGUUAUUUCAAUGAUGAAUUUAUUGUUGGUUUUUUAUAUGAUAGGUUUAUGGAAAAUGUUGCAUUUGAUUUAUCUAGAUAUUAUCCACCUGUUCCAUUACCUCCAUUUGCUAUGGGAGAAAUUCGAAGUAUGAAUAAUACUCUAUGUAUUGAUACUAAACAUGGUGGUGAGCAUGCAACAUUUGGUCUUGAUCUAUGUCUCAGAGAUCAUCAAGGUCGAAGUGGUGAACAAGAUUUUGAGCUUAGUUGGCGUCAAGAUAUUCGACCCAAAGGUCGUGAAUUUUGUUUUGAUGUACCUAAAAGAAGCCAACGCGCACCUGUUGUGUUAUUUACUUGUCAUGGUAAUACUAAAAUUAAUUUUUGUCUAUUCAAUUUAAUUUCAUUACAUAUAUCAAUAGGUAUGCGUGGUAAUCAACAUUUUGCAUAUAAUAUCAACACUUAUCAGAUUCUACAUGUAUCCACACUUUUGUGCUUGGACUGUGAUUUAGAAAGUAAACAAAUUUUUAUGGAACAAUGUAAUACAAAAAGUAUCACCCAACGAUGGACUUUUUCUUCGUAUAACGCAACACUAAUACUUAAAGAGAUGAAACAAUUUUUUGGAUCAUAG
This is a messenger RNA of Rotaria sp. Silwood2, 1998 nucleotides long. NCBI's taxonomy places the organism in Eukaryota, Metazoa, Rotifera, Eurotatoria, Philodinida, Philodinidae. The record is from the annotation of a GenBank genome assembly.